CCAGUGAUAACUGUUGGGAAACACUUGGCUUGUAUGUCGGGUGUUUGUUAAGGAAAACGGGGGAUGGGAUGUGUUGAUGUAAAAAGAGUCGGAAAGUGAAAGUAAAGAGAAGAGAUGACGAGCUGUGCUUAAACACUUCUCAUCAUGAUCAUUUUCUGUAUCGUUGUCCUUGUCCUUCCAGCAAGCCAGUCCAUGCCGUUGGCCGGUUGGGUGCAGUCACCUGGACAUCCACGUGGGUAUGACCCCGAUUCCAGCCUUAACUGGACAGAAUGUGCCCCUGCUGGACUCAAAACCACACUCACUCUAACACACUUAGACCUGGAAGAAGCCUAUGAUUGUGAGAAUGAUUUCUUGAAGAUAUAUGCAGACGGGGAGCUCUUGUUCAAUCUGUGUGGACGCAAAUCCAUGAAGGAGCUGCAGACAUCCAUAAACCCCUUUCUCCACUCCUCUUCUGGUGGCUGUCUGUUUCUUUCAUUUUUAGCAGACUACUCGAAUCCCGUGAGACACACUGGCUUUCGGGGCUUUUACACCAUACAUGACGUUGAUGAAUGUAAAGACCCUGAAAAUGAGUGCACUCAACUCUGCAGUAACUACAUUGGGGGUUAUCGCUGUUUCUGUAGCGAAGGGUAUUUUCUCGACCCCGAUCAACACACAUGCAGAGUUAGUUGUAAUGAAGAUCACACAGACUCUCAAGAGGGUGUGCUGAUGUCACCUGACUGGCCUGGGUCAUCACCGGAGAACCUUCUCUGUUCUUACAUACUGUCUGCAAAAGAGGGUCUGCAGUUUGAAAUAACAUUAACAGGCCAGUUUGAUGUGGAGAUGGCAGCGAACGGACAGUGCAAGGACUCAUUAACUAUAAAAACUCUUUCUGAUGAGGAGACAUACUGUGGGAACAAGCGCCCUCCUUCCCUAUUCAUUUCCAGGUCUAAACAUGUUGAGAUUACCUAUAGGACAGAUGACGAAGGAACAAACAAAGGGUUUAGACUGAGAUACAAAACCAUAGAGAUGACAUGUCCUGGAACUGUGACAGAACAUUCUCGUCUGAUCCCUAAUAAGUCUGAAUAUAAUCAUGGAAGUGAGAUUACAGUUCAGUGUGAUAAGGGUCACAUACUUAACUCUAUUGGUGAGGUGAAACGUGAGUACAGAUCCACAUGCAAAACCAAUGGACAGUGGAGUCUGGUUAUCAAAUGUGAACCUGUAGAUUGUGGAAACCCAAAUCUUCCAGAUGUGACAGAACUAACAGUAGAAGAUCCUCAAACAACGUACCAGAAAGAAAUCACUCUCACAUGUAUCUCUGAAUAUUACCGGAUGACUGGAAAUGGUAUUUUCACCUGUGAUGCCAGUGGUACCUGGGUAUCUGAGAGUGGUCAAAACCUUUCUGAAGAUUUGCGUAUAUGUGAACCAGUGUGUGGAAUGAAUACAGAGAUUGCUAGUGGAAGAGUCUUUGGUGGAAAACCAGCCCUAUUGGGACAGAUUCCCUGGCAGCUCUUACACAGAUCAAAUCCUAGAGGUGGUGCAGUUCUGAUCAGUGAUUAUUGGGCGCUCACGGCAGCUCAUGUAUUAGAUGGAUACGAAGAUGACACAAUGAAUUGGUUAGGGGGAAUGAUCGAUGCUCAAGACAAAAACAUAGUCAACAUGGAGACAAAAAAGAUAAUAAUUCAUCCAGAUUAUGAAAAAGUGGGCAAAAAUGGCGAUCCAAAAAACUUUGAUAAUGACAUUGCACUGAUCAAAAUGACAGAAAGAGUGCCACUUGGUCUAAACCUCAGGCCGGUGUGUCUACCAGAUAAACCAAUAGUGGAGGGAUUAGAAGGCACAGUCUCAGGGUUUGGAGGAACGCACAAAAACAAAAGGAGCCAAGUUUUGCUUUAUGGGGAUGUUAAAAUACAUCCUCUUAAUAAAUGUGAUUCAUUUGGUCAGACUGUAACUGAUAACAUGAUCUGUGCUGGAAAUGAUGAUGGUGUUGAUAGUUGUAAAGGUGACAGCGGUGGUCCAUUUAUUUACCCCAGACUCCUGCAAAACUCUGCAAAAGAGCCCUAUAGUCUUCUUGGUCUUGUAUCGUGGGGUCCUUCUGAAUGUGGAGAUCAAAGGUAUAAAGGUUUCUACACUAAAGUCCAUAACUACAUCGACUGGAUCAAACAAACCAUUGCACAGAACUAGCAUCAGCACAUUGAAAUAGCAUUCAGCUUUACCUGUCUGUCAUUAUUGUAUCGCACAUCAGUCAUGUUACCUUCAGUCAUUGACUUAAUCUCUGAUCAACAUGUAUACGACACUACUAUUUAGAUAAACAUUGUUUGGCGUUUGUAUUUUUUUAUAGCCAGUGUCUCUGUUUCAUCUUCAUAAUAAAAAAGUUUAAACACAAAGAAAUUGUGUCUUUUUUCACCAAUGUAACAAUGGCAUGGCAAAUGUUUGUGAAGCCCUAUUAUUAAAAAAAAUGUACUUUUACACAUAAGACUUUCAAUAC
Molecule: messenger RNA, 2461 nt
Organism: Triplophysa dalaica
Lineage: Eukaryota; Metazoa; Chordata; Actinopteri; Cypriniformes; Nemacheilidae
Product: complement C1s subcomponent-like
Exons: 11
Coding region: 145-2157 (670 amino acids)
Biological process (GO): proteolysis; complement activation
Cellular component (GO): extracellular region
Molecular function (GO): serine-type endopeptidase activity; calcium ion binding
Source: RefSeq, a predicted model, not a curated record